UUUUUUUUUCUUAAAUUGCGAUAUUUAAAGUGUGAAAAUGAACAUCAAUAUAAAGAAACUUGUGGCAAACAACACGACUCAACAAAAUACGAGAUCCUCCCAAACUUCUAAAACCUCAAUAACACAAACGACUUCAACGCGAUACGUCAGUCGGUCCAGUUCAUUUAUGACGAACGACGUAGCAAUUUCCAAAAUUAAAUCAUCAGCAUCUUCCAUACGUAGCACCUACGAGCCCGUUUACAUCCAAACGAGAGGGUCACAAGCAUAUGGAAUAAUAAAUCCAAAAGCCUUCGACCGAUCCUCACAGAAUACACCUUCCUUAGCGGCGAGAACAGCUCUCACAAACGGAACCAGUGAGGAAAAAAAUCGAUCCCAAUCUGUGAUCAAUUCAGAGCGAUUCGCAACAUUAAGCAACCCAACUCGGUUGACAGUACCAACCCCUACAGGCAAUUACUCAAUUGCUCAAGAUGCUAGACCUCUUUGGGACCCUUCUACUAGUGCAGCUCCAGGGCCAUCAAAUCAUACAUCUGUGGAGCGGUACGACCUGAAGGAUAAAGCAUAUGUACUAAUUUUCCAUCACAUGUUCAAAAAUGAUCCCGAACUACAUCGAAAAGGAAGUGAACAUGAUAUAAAGUUGAUCUCGGAUUUUUUUAAAAACCAUCGUGCAGAAGUACCUAGCCCCUGUGAGGAUUACACGGUCCAAAAGGUCGAGAAGAAAAUGACUGAAAUUCGGAAAAAAAGCUUUAACAACUAUUCUUGUUUGAUAGUGAUUAUUAUGAGUCACGGAGGGCAAAGAGAAGACAUAAGAGCAAAGGACAAAACGUACAAUUUUGAGGCGAAAAUUGUUGAACCGAUAUUGAUGAAUGACUCUCUUAAAAACAAGCCGAAGCUGUUUUUCGUGCAAGCCUGCAAAGGCGGUGCCAUUAUGGAAACGGACUCCCAUCCCACGACUACCAACAAGUUCGAUAUGUUGAAGUGUUACAGCACUUAUGAAGGAACUGUAUCCAUGAGGAACACUCAAACAGGUUCGUUUUUUAUUCAAACUUUGUUCCGAAUGAUUGAAGAAAAUGCAGACAAAGAGAUAAUCGACAUAAUGACACUAAUUAGGAAAAAAUUUUGCAGUACAAGAGUUCAACAGGCACCAACCGAAACAUCUACGUUGACAAAAAAGUUCUAUUUCAGUGAAUUAAAGAAAAAAUAAUGACACAAGUUGUGUAAGAUUAUAUUUCAGAUUUACUUAAAAAGUAUGCAAAAUUUGCGAUUUUUCACGACAUUAACAAAUAAGAAGUUACGCAUAUCAUUGCAACAAUGCAAACGAAAAUAAAGUUACAUUGGAGCUGGUAUUUAAAAAAUGUAUAUUCCUUAUUCAUCUUUAACUAAACUACCAAAACAAAAUGUAAAAGCAGUGACAAAAGUCUUACUGUAUUCAGCACUUUUUUUUCACUCUAUUUGUUCCAAAUUCAACAUAAAUUUCAUUUAAUUUGAACCGGGUGCUCCAGCUACUACAGUAACAUACCAGCCAUAAUUGUUAUGAUAUAUAUCUAACAAACUAUGCCAGGAACGCGCCUUUGAAUUGAAUGAUGUCUUGUUAUAAUGAACAUUAUUAAACAUACUAUUUUACAACGAACAAAAAUGCUCUUUAAUGUGACAAAUCACUCUGUAUUCCUUCCAUAAAUGGAGUUUAAUAUACUUGUAUAGAGGAAAAUUCAUAAACAAAACCUUAGCUAGUUAGACAGGGACUUAAUUCAAACUAAAAUCAUAA
Ochlerotatus camptorhynchus is the source of this 1762-nucleotide messenger RNA. Its product is annotated as caspase-1-like. Gene Ontology annotation, biological process: proteolysis. Gene Ontology annotation, molecular function: cysteine-type endopeptidase activity. Lineage: Eukaryota; Metazoa; Arthropoda; Insecta; Diptera; Culicidae. The record is from RefSeq and is a predicted model, not a curated record. The transcript has 6 exons. The coding region runs from base 38 to 1201 and encodes 387 amino acids.